CGUGGUGCCGAGGGUAAUGAGCUAAUUACCAUGGAAGACGAAAGCAUUCCCGCGGUGCCAGAGAUCUCCUGUAAUGAAGAGACAGAACGAGAAGGUAGAUAUUGUCCGAAUGCGGUACGUCUCUGUUCUUUUCCAAUCACCAAGAUACUGAUUCUAUUACUAGACUUAGACAUCGCGAGACCAUAUAGGAACGAAGUCACGCCUUCAAUACUCGAUCCAUCUAUUCCGUGUAGUAAUCCUCCUGCCACAUCCUACUCGCCGUUUGCAUGUCAUAGAGAGGGCAUCUUCAUAUGGGAUGCUCCGUAA
Molecule: messenger RNA, 306 nt
Organism: Acaulospora colombiana
Lineage: Eukaryota; Fungi; Glomeromycota; Glomeromycetes; Diversisporales; Acaulosporaceae
Source: the annotation of a GenBank genome assembly